Messenger RNA from Saxophila tyrrhenica, 1275 nucleotides. RefSeq lists its product as uncharacterized. Bases 1 to 1275 code for a protein of 424 amino acids. The transcript has 2 exons. The record is from RefSeq and is a predicted model, not a curated record. NCBI's taxonomy places the organism in Eukaryota, Fungi, Ascomycota, Dothideomycetes, Mycosphaerellales, Extremaceae.
AUGGACCGCCGCACCCAGCGCGCGCUUCUGAUCGUGCUAUUCUUCGGCGUCACGGUCGUAUUGUACAGGACAUUGGGCUUGCGGGACAGCAUUGUACAGCGGGGAGGAGGUUCGCGAAGCGGAGGCUCUGCGCCGGACGAGCAGACUUCAUUACGGGUGGAUCCCAAGAAGCUCGAUCUGGCGAAUGCGACACUCGGGUUCGGCGCAGUGUUGGCGGUGUCGCGCGAGGGAUCUCCACGACGAGAAGGAUUGCUGCUGGCCUCCAACAUUACCGAAAUCGACAUUACCAUCCCCGACCAACCGAAGUGGACAGAGGAAGAUGUAAACAGAAUAAGAGCAGACAGGGACAGUCGGAUAUCAAGAGGCAGCGCGCUGGCAUGGCUGGGACAUCUCAAUGCGCUACAAUGGUUCCUCUCCAGCGACCUCGAGUCGGUCAUGAUACUCGAAGACGACGUAGACUGGGACAUACACCUCCGGACGACUCAAAUACCCACCGCGGCAGCCGCCGUCCGCCAACUCGUCCUUGACAAGACCACUCCAGCCGGCACCCUCCAACACUACCCUGAGGAGAACAACUUCUGGGGCAACAUUUCCACCUGGGACAUCCUCUACCUCGGCCACUGCGGCGACAUCUUCCGCCCUUCUUCAUGGACCGCCCAAGUUCCACGUGUCCUCUACAACGACCCCACCCUACCUCCUCGGCGCGAGAUGCACCCCUACACCCAAGCCUUCCUGCAGUCCAUCGCCAUUCCAGACGACACCCGCAUGAUCCACCAAUCCAUCUUCCCCCUCUGCACCUUCGGCUUCGCAGUCACUCGCAACGCCGCUCGCCGUCUUCUGACCGAGAUCGCGCCCAAGGAAUCCGAAGGCGGGACCAUGGCCUACGACGUGCGCGUGCUGGAAGGCUGUCGCGAUCUAGGCCUGCGCUGCUGGAGCGCCAACCCGGAGCUCUUCCACCACAUGGACAUGGAGUCCGAGAUCGCACUCGCCACGCAUCCGGAAGAAGGACGAACAGGCGGCGGAGGCGAGAGCGCUGAAAAAGCGGGUGCAGAUGAGAAGGGCAGAUUAAAGACGCUUCGCGCGGGUGCGGCGCCGAAUAUCGCGUGCGGAGCGAGGAGUAAGAGUUUCUACACGAAAGAUGAGCGGACACUGGAGUUCUUACGGGAGCAGGUGGGACGGCAGGGGAAGUGCUUGAAAGACAUUGAAGAGUCUGGAGCGAAAGGCGCGGACGGGGAAAGGUACGAUGGGCCUGGGGAUCCAAGGUUGUACAGAUGA